Messenger RNA from Klebsormidium nitens, 2271 nucleotides. The record is from the annotation of a GenBank genome assembly. Lineage: Eukaryota; Viridiplantae; Streptophyta; Klebsormidiophyceae; Klebsormidiales; Klebsormidiaceae.
CUCGGAUUCGGAGUCGCAGGAAGAUGCACUGAGCACUCAAGAAACUGAGAAAGUUUUGAGAAGCAAACGUUUUGAAAGUUUGAACUAAGGAGACUGCAUGAGAGGGGGUUGCACAGUGGACGCGGGAGGUUCACGUGCUCAGUGACCUGCAUGAGGGCAUUGGUGGCUCUUCAGGGUCUCCUGUUUAAUGUGCUGUCUGGAAAGUGGGCUUUAAAAUACGUGGGCGCAGUAGUGGCAUUGUCAAGGGCUUUCGCUGUUACUUUGUGCCUGCACUAAGAGCCGUCUGCUUUGAAGAGCAGCAUUUCCCACCUACAGCCCCUAAACUUUUCUUUCCUGCUUCAUAACCCUAGAAAAACCACUGAGAUUACGCGUCCACAUUAGGGUUUGGUACCUGACCCCCAAAUAAGAAGCACAAAGGACCCCAUACACCGACAGCAUUAGGGUUAGGUCUUGCCGGCCCCCAUGCUGGAGCCUCAGAGAUGCUGUGCUCACUGAGAGCCAUUAGGCCUGCCCAGCUCCGACAGGCCCUCCUGGGGGCCUUGACACAACUUUCCCCGCCGGCUGAGGGUCCAGCCCACAUGCCGGCCUUGUGUCAAAGUAGGGGCGGCGUGGAGAACUCAGCAAGGCAAUGCCAAGAAGCUUCUGCAGCUGGGGGGGCAACCCAGGCAACUUUUGACACCAACCAAAAGGAAGGGGCUUCAGGGAGUCACAGAAGGUCAUUUUCUAUGGGCAGAGUUUUCUCUGUCUCAGCAAACGGUGUCAAAGAACCAAAGGUCCAGAAUGGGCGGAGGCGGCAUACUGUGGCGGAGGCAGAGGCAGCCGUGUGCGGGGGGGCUGAGGGGGAGCAGGCAAAGAGCGCAACCGCAAUGAAGCUGCGGGAAAGCGGACUCUCAUCUCGGAUCCCGCUCUUCCAGCACCUGCCGCAGUACGUGAAAAUUGUAGAAGUAGGGGCCCGCGACGGUCUCCAGAACGAGAAAACGCACGUCCCAACUGUGGUGAAGGUGGAGCUCAUCGAGCGCCUCGCGGAGGCGGGCUUGCCCGUGGUUGAAGCCACCAGCUUUGUAUCUCCAAAGUGGAUUCCCCAGCUCGCCGACCACACCGAGGUCCUCCGCGCACUUCGCUUCGGGGGCGACACGCGCUACCCGGUUCUGACCCCCAACCUGAAAGGCUUCGAAAGGGCCGUUCAAGCGGGGGCUAAGGAAGUCGCCGUUUUCGCGGCCGCUUCCGAGUCCUUCUCUAAGAGCAACAUCAACUGCUCGAUCGUCGAGAGCCUCGAGCGCUAUUCCGCCGUGUGCCGAGCGGCAAAAUCCGCCGGAAUUCCGGUCCGGGGCUACGUCUCGUGCGUCGUCGGGUGCCCGAUCGAGGGCGCGGUGGCCCCCGAGAAAGUCGCGGAGGUCGCCGAGAAAUUGUAUAACAUGGGUUGCUACGAGAUCUCCUUGGGGGACACGAUCGGCGUCGGGACGCCCGGCUGCGUCGUCCCGAUGCUCGAAGCCGUCGCAAAACGGGUGCCGACCGCGCGGCUUGCGGUGCAUUUCCAUGAUACGUACGGGCAAGCGUUGGGGAACAUUCUAGUUGCGCUCCAAAUGGGCAUCAACGUGGUGGAUUCGUCGGUGGCCGGGCUGGGGGGUUGCCCGUACGCGAAGGGCGCGUCGGGGAACGUGGCUACGGAGGACGUCGUGUAUAUGUUGAACGGGUUGGGGAUAAAAACGAAUGUAAAUAUUGAGAAAGUGAUAGAGGCCGCCAAGUUUAUCAGUCAGCAUGUUGGGAAGCGGCCGGUGUCAAAGGUCACGCAGGCUGUACGGGGUUCAGAAUUAGAAUCAAGGCUCUAAGAGAACUUGCUUUGACUUGGCCUGUAGGACACAGACUUAACUUAGACGAUGGCAAGGGACCCUCUUCAAAGGUGGUGUGUCUGCUAGUAAACGUUGUCCUCAAUAGGCCGAUUGGGCUCAACUUAUCGUGAACAUGCGGUCCUCUCAUUCAGAUGGUCGUAUCCGAGAGUUUGAUCGAACUGAGUCUCUUGAGCUUGUAGCGUGUUGCACGUGAUUCCAAGCAGCCGUCUGGGGCCUGCAGGGGAAAGUUGAUCUAGAUCGUUGCCGUUCGAUCCACCCGCCUGCCAAUCAUAUCUGUUUUGAAUUAAUCUACCACUAGGUACUGCAAGACAAGUAGCCAAGCUAUGCAAUCCGAAGCGUUUAGGCCGCCCUAUGUACAGAGAGCUGAACCACGACCGUAUACUAACGCGCGAGUGUAUAUACGUAGUUUGGUAAAUUCAUG